CCCUCGUUUGCUUUCAACACAAAAACCAUUUACCGUAUUUCACUUUGAUGGUUUCUCACUCCCUUUAUUCCUUGUUCCUCAUUUCUCAUUAGCCUUUUUUUUUUUUUUUUUUUUUUUUCCCAUUUUCUAUUUUCUUUCAUUUUCUUUCCUCAUUUCCCACCUCCCAAACACAGAAAUGGCGGCGAACGGGAACGGAGAGUUCAGCUUCGGGAAGGGGACGGCGAGGAACGGGCUGUCGAAGAUCCAGACGCAGAAGAAGAACAACGGGAUAUGCCACGACGACAGCGCGCCGCCGGUGAAGGCGCAGACGAUCGACGAGCUUCACUCUCUCCAGAAGAAGCGGUCGGCGCCCACCACGCCCAUUAAGGGUGCCCAGGGCCCCGUCGCCGCUCCCCCCAUCUCCGACGAGGAGCGCCAGAAGCAGCAGCUCCAAUCCAUCAGUGCAUCUUUGGCAUCGCUGACGAGAGAGACUGGGCCGAAGCUGGUGAAGGGAGAUCCGGCGAGGAAGUCCGAGACACCGAAGGUUUCACACGUGUCGCAUAACUACUUCACGUGUCCCACCAUCAGCGUUAGCGACAGUGCCUUGAAGUUCACUCAUGUUCUCUACAACCUCUCCCCCGCAGAGCUAUAUGAGCAGGCGAUAAAAUAUGAGCAAGGGUCGUUUAUCACGUCAAAUGGGGCAUUGGCUACACUCUCAGGAGCCAAGACAGGUCGGUCCCCAAGAGAUAAACGCGUUGUCAAGGAUGAGACCACUGAGGAUGAGCUUUGGUGGGGAAAGGGUUCACCUAACAUUGAAAUGGACGAGCAUACAUUUUUGGUGAACAGAGAAAGAGCUGUGGAUUACUUGAACUCUUUGGACAAGGUAUUUGUGAACGACCAAUUUCUCAACUGGGAUCCGGAGAACAGAAUCAAAGUUAGGAUUGUAUCUGCCAGGGCUUACCAUUCCCUGUUCAUGCACAACAUGUGUAUCCGACCCACUCCUGAAGAGCUGGAGAAUUUUGGUACUCCGGACUUCACUAUAUACAAUGCUGGCCAGUUCCCGUGUAACCGUUACACACACUACAUGACAUCCUCCACUAGCAUAGACCUUAAUCUUGCUAGGCGGGAAAUGGUCAUCCUCGGCACUCAGUACGCCGGGGAAAUGAAGAAGGGUCUUUUCAGUGUUAUGCACUAUCUCAUGCCUAUGCGUCAAAUCCUCUCCUUGCAUUCUGGCUGCAAUAUGGGGAAAGAUGGAGAUGUUGCCCUCUUCUUUGGACUCUCAGGUACUGGGAAGACAACUCUGUCUACUGAUCACAAUAGGUACUUGAUUGGAGACGAUGAGCACUGUUGGAGUGAGAAUGGCGUGUCGAAUAUUGAAGGCGGUUGCUACGCGAAGUGCAUUGAUCUUUCGAGGGAGAAGGAGCCUGAUAUUUGGAAUGCCAUCAAAUUUGGAACUGUUUUGGAGAAUGUGGUGUUUGAUGAGCAUACUAGGGAGUUGGAUUUUUCUGACAAAUCUGUCACAGAGAAUACUAGAGCAGCCUAUCCUAUAGAGUACAUUCCCAAUGCAAAGAUACCAUGUGUUGGUCCACACCCAAAGAAUGUAAUCCUUUUGGCCUGUGAUGCAUUUGGUGUGCUUCCACCAGUUAGCAAGCUGAGCCUAGCACAGACCAUGUACCAUUUCAUCAGUGGCUACACGGCUUUGGUCGCUGGGACUGAAGAGGGUGUCAAGGAGCCACAGGCGACGUUCUCCGCCUGCUUCGGUGCUGCAUUUAUUAUGCUGCAUCCCACCAAGUAUGCAGCCAUGCUGGCUGAGAAGAUGCAGAAACAUGGUGCCACAGGAUGGCUUGUCAACACUGGCUGGUCCGGCGGAAGCUAUGGUUCGGGGAAUCGCAUCAAGCUUCCUUACACUCGGAAAAUCAUCGAUGCCAUACACUCCGGAAGCCUCCUGAAGGCGAAUUACAAGAAAACUGAGGUGUUUGGAGUUGAGAUCCCCACUGAGGUUGAAGGAGUGCCUUCAGAAAUCCUGGACCCAGUUAACACUUGGUCUGAUAAGAAGGCUUACAAGGAGACACUGCUGAAGCUUGGUGGGCUGUUCAAGAGGAACUUUGAGACAUUCACAAACUACAAGAUUGGCAAGGACAACAAGCUCACUGAAGAGAUCCUUGCUGCUGGACCUAAUUUUUAAACCAUGGGUUGAAAAAGAAGAAGAAACAAGAGAAGAGACUUCCUAUAUGGCACUAGAAUUUGUGGUAGUUUUGGGUUCAAGGGAGUGAAAAUAAAAGAGUUUGUUCUGAGUUAUUAUGUAUAAUCAAACUGUGGUUUAUUCCCAACACCCAACCAAGAAAAAAAAAAAGAAGUGGGUCUAUUGAUAUGUAAAAUGGUUGAUGUAAUUUGAUUUGUUGGUUAAAAUUUUAGAUCAAGAAUGGGUCGUCUCUUGUACUACUGGUUCAUAAACGGUGAAAUAUCAGUUGAACUAUCCAACAUUGACCAAGGCUUUUUUGGCU
Morus notabilis is the source of this 2483-nucleotide messenger RNA. RefSeq names its product phosphoenolpyruvate carboxykinase (ATP). The record is from RefSeq and is a predicted model, not a curated record. Gene Ontology annotation, cellular component: cytosol. Gene Ontology annotation, biological process: gluconeogenesis. Bases 176 to 2164 code for a protein of 662 amino acids. Lineage: Eukaryota; Viridiplantae; Streptophyta; Magnoliopsida; Rosales; Moraceae. The transcript is spliced from 13 exons. Gene Ontology annotation, molecular function: ATP binding; phosphoenolpyruvate carboxykinase (ATP) activity.